GUACGUCCGGCUUCUGCAGUGCAACAACGUAGACUGACUCGUCUUGGCAUUCCGGUAACUGCUGAUCUGAACGUACUUUCGGUCGAAGAAAGACGCCGAUUUUCCAGACUGAACAUCGAUCCAGCAUCAAUAACAUGGGGCCGUGUGAUGGAUACCAAUGACAGGCAAUUCCUUUGCCCAGCCACAAUUAUAUUUUUUCUUCAGAAUAACUUACUGACCCCAAAUUACAAAAAACUCAUAUUUUUCCCACUAAAGAUUCGCUUAAAAGUGACAGUAGCUUAUCCUUAA
Gongylonema pulchrum is the source of this 288-nucleotide messenger RNA. Lineage: Eukaryota; Metazoa; Nematoda; Chromadorea; Rhabditida; Gongylonematidae. The record is from the annotation of a GenBank genome assembly.